UUUUGUAAUAUUGGAGAGAAGAAAUCCUUGCUUCAUCUUCGUUUGCAAAGAUAGAUAUUCCUCGCAGGCUGCCUCGCAACUUGUAAAACCCUUUGAAACGAUCAAAUUCUUAAUCAAAUUCUUAAGUUAUGGGAAAGGACUCCAAGGCUAAGGAUUCUGGGGCCAAGGGAAAGGGUAAACAGGCUGCUGGUGGAAGUGAGGAUGGUGCUUCAAAAGGAAAAGGAAAAGGCGGCAAAGGAGAUGGCCUUGGAACCUGCACAUAUGUUAAAGCAAGGCAUAUCUUAUGUGAGAAGCAAUCGAAGAUUAAUGAAGCUUACAAGAAACUACAGGAAGGCUGGUUGGACAGUGGAGAUAAAGUUCCACCAGCUGAGUUUGCCAAGGUUGCUGCAGCUUACUCAGAAUGCCCCUCAGGAAAGAAAGGCGGGGAUCUAGGAUGGUUUCCACGUGGCAAGAUGGCAGGCCCAUUUCAGGAAGUUGCCUUCAAUACCCCUGUUGGAGUUACCAGUGCACCUUUUAAAUCAACACAUGGAUACCAUAUCAUUUUAAGUGAAGGGAGGAAAAAUUGAGAUGUCUGCGCAUUCAUGUACGAGCAGAUGGAGGGGCCAUUGGCAGAGAAACUCUUUUAUUUGGUCAUCUGAUGCUGCAGUGACUAUGUACUAGUUAAGAUAAUAAGACCAAACUGGUGUGGUUUACAAGUGUAAUGCUAAACAAGUAGACAUACCAAGAUGAUUGGAUCAAAGUUUCUUACCGGCUCGUGUGUGUGUGUCAAUAUGGUUAUUUUGAAGUCUAUUAUCUCAUCUUCAUUGAACUGACACAUUAUGAGAAAAAAGCGUUUGUAGCA
Messenger RNA from Nicotiana tabacum (common tobacco), 841 nucleotides. RefSeq lists its product as uncharacterized. Lineage: Eukaryota; Viridiplantae; Streptophyta; Magnoliopsida; Solanales; Solanaceae. The record is from RefSeq and is a predicted model, not a curated record. Gene Ontology annotation, biological process: rRNA processing. Gene Ontology annotation, molecular function: peptidyl-prolyl cis-trans isomerase activity; DNA binding.